Molecule: messenger RNA, 377 nt
Organism: Maylandia zebra (zebra mbuna)
Lineage: Eukaryota; Metazoa; Chordata; Actinopteri; Cichliformes; Cichlidae
Gene: cdkn2c
Product: cyclin-dependent kinase inhibitor 2C (p18, inhibits CDK4)
Biological process (GO): regulation of cyclin-dependent protein serine/threonine kinase activity; regulation of G1/S transition of mitotic cell cycle; negative regulation of cell population proliferation
Cellular component (GO): nucleus; cytoplasm
Molecular function (GO): cyclin-dependent protein serine/threonine kinase inhibitor activity; protein kinase binding
Source: RefSeq, a predicted model, not a curated record
UUAGGUGAUAAGUUUGCUUUGUAUUGCGUUUUAAAGGGACACCUGAUAUGAGUCUCUCUGACCAACUCUGCAAUGCCUGUGCAACUGGAAAUCUAUUAGAAAUCAUAACUUUACUGCAAAAUGGAGCUGAUGUAAAUAUUAAAAAUGUGUUUAAUAGGACUGCAAUACAGGUAGUGAAGUUGGGGGACUCCCGGGUCAUUGAGACUCUGCUGCAAGCGGGGGCAAAUCCAAAUGUGCCAGAUCCCUCCUGCGGUCUCACCGUGACCCACGAUGCCGCUCGUGAAGGAUUCGUGGAUUCUGUGCGCGUGCUGCUAAACUAUGGGGCCGACGUUAACAUCGCAGAUGAAAGAGGUAACCUUCCGCUGCACCUGGCCGCC